Arachis duranensis is the source of this 685-nucleotide messenger RNA. RefSeq lists its product as uncharacterized. The record is from RefSeq and is a predicted model, not a curated record. Bases 133 to 477 code for a protein of 114 amino acids. Gene Ontology annotation, molecular function: 5S rRNA binding; structural constituent of ribosome. NCBI's taxonomy places the organism in Eukaryota, Viridiplantae, Streptophyta, Magnoliopsida, Fabales, Fabaceae. Gene Ontology annotation, cellular component: ribosome. Gene Ontology annotation, biological process: translation. The transcript is spliced from 2 exons.
UUGUUUUAUAUUUAUAAUUUUUUAUUUUUACAGAUGAGAGUGAGUGAGGGGGUCUGAGUCUUAGAGAGUGGUAUACGCGCUCUUAUCGAAGCUCUGCAACUUCUUCUUCUUCUUCUUCUUCAAUCUUCAGACAUGGUUAUCCCUUCUCCAGUAAGGCCUCCAAGGAUCACACAAUUUCUAAAACCCUACGUUCUGAGGAUGCAUUUUACUAAUAAGUAUGUGAGUGCCCAGGUGAUCCACACGCCAACUGCUACCGUGGCCUCUUCUGCUAGCUCACAGGAGAAAGCAUUGAGAUCAAGCUUGGAAAUUAAGCGUGAUGUGGCUGCGGCUGCAAAGAUCGGAAAGUUACUAGCCGAACGCCUCUUGCUUAAGGACAUUGCUGCUGUUUCUGUUCAUUUGAAGAGAGAACAGAAGUAUCAUGGGAAGGUUAAGGCAGUUAUUGAUUCUCUCAGGGAUGCUGGCGUUAUGCUUCUUUGAGUUUAAGGUGGUUGUGUGUGUUUUAGUUGUACCCGAGUGAGUGACAUCAUCAUUGUUGGAACUUGUCUUUAAGGAGAAAAGAAAGAUGGUUGGAAAUUUCUGGUACUUUUGUAUUAUUUUAGUAGAAAAUAAUAACUAAAAAGUUAAACCAAUGUAAUAUCUUUUUAUUUUGGUAGUACCCUCAUAUCAAGAAGGUUCACAUUUUUUA